AGACCACAGCAGAGCUCACAGAACCUGCGGGAGCCAGGCUGACCCGCCAGCAUGGUAGAGUUCGCGCCCUUGUUUAUGCCGUGGGAGCGCAGGCUGCAGACACUUGCUGUCCUACAGUUUGUCUUCUCCUUCUUGGCACUGGCCGAGAUCUGCACUGUGGGCUUCAUAGCCCUCCUGUUUACAAGAUUCUGGCUCCUCACUGUCCUGUAUGCGGCCUGGUGGUAUCUGGACCGAGACAAGCCACGGCAGGGGGGCCGGCACAUCCAGGCCAUCAGGUGCUGGACUAUAUGGAAGUACAUGAAGGACUAUUUCCCCAUCUCGCUGGUCAAGACUGCUGAGCUGGACCCCUCUCGGAACUACAUUGCGGGCUUCCACCCCCAUGGAGUCCUGGCAGUCGGAGCCUUUGCCAACCUGUGCACUGAGAGCACAGGCUUCUCUUCGAUCUUCCCCGGUAUCCGCCCCCAUCUGAUGAUGCUGACCUUGUGGUUCCGGGCCCCCUUCUUCAGAGAUUACAUCAUGUCUGCAGGGUUGGUCACAUCAGAAAAGGAGAGUGCUGCUCACAUUCUGAACAGGAAGGGUGGCGGAAACUUGCUGGGCAUCAUUGUAGGGGGUGCCCAGGAGGCCCUGGAUGCCAGGCCUGGAUCCUUCACGCUGUUACUGCGGAACCGAAAGGGCUUCGUCAGGCUCGCCCUGACACACGGGGCACCCCUGGUGCCAAUCUUCUCCUUCGGGGAGAAUGACCUAUUUGACCAGAUUCCCAACUCUUCUGGCUCCUGGUUACGCUAUAUCCAGAAUCGGUUGCAGAAGAUCAUGGGCAUCUCCCUCCCACUCUUUCAUGGCCGUGGUGUCUUCCAGUACAGCUUUGGUUUAAUACCCUACCGCCGGCCCAUCACCACUGUGGUGGGGAAGCCCAUCGAGGUACAGAAGACGCUGCAUCCCUCGGAGGAGGAGGUGAACCAGCUGCACCAGCGUUAUAUCAAAGAGCUGUGCAACCUCUUCGAGGCCCACAAACUUAAGUUCAACAUCCCUGCUGACCAGCACUUGGAGUUCUGCUGAGCCCAAAGGGCAGGGCCAACAUUAGGGAGCCCAGCAGGAGGUGCUGUGCUGAGAAGACUUCCUGGAGGUGUUUGUUGAACAUAUCUGCAGAGCCUUCCCAGACUCCUGCAAAUCCAACCCAUAUCAGGCUGUAAGUCAGAGCAGGCAAUGCAGAAGAGGAGACCAGACCAAGGGGUCAGCUGGGGCUAGGACAGUGAGGGCUGCUAGAGGGGCUGGGCCUCUCUUUGCACAUGGACACUGGGCCCCUCUCUAUAUUGAGUGGUCUGUUAACAUUCAUUGGUGGCUGAUUCCAAAAGAUGAGAGCCAAAGCUGCACGGACUCGAGUCCUAGGCUGCACACCUCACAAGCAUCUCUUCUACUGCAUUCUGUUGGUCGAAGCAAGUCACAACCCAGCAGAUUCAAGGAGUAAGGAAUAGGAUCCCCCUCUGGAUGGGAGGAGCAGCAAUGUCAUAUUACAAAAGGGUGUGGACACAUGCAGGGAUUCUUACUGCCGUCUUUGCAAACAAUCCACCAAAACUUAAAAACUAAAAGCCUGAAGCACAAGCACUCUCCACCCCAGGCACACACACCCUGGAAUUCCCUGUGUGACCAUGGUACCACCACUGUGUGUCCCGAGGAUCCCAGCUCAGCUUUGCAUCGCUGCCCUAUCUCCCUCUCGCUCUCCCCUGUUGAUCCCUCAUGCACAGCCACAGCGAGCUGUCUAAAACACAAAGCUGACCGCGCCAUUUCCUACUCAGCAUCCUUCCAUGACCCUCCAUUGCUCCUAGGAUAGGGUUUGGACCAGUCUGAAUCCAGAGGAUCAGGAUCCAGCAGGAACCAGAGGAUAAUUUGAGGAGGGUUUAAAAAGGAACCAUUUUUUGAGGUGUGUGCACUGUUUCCACCCUGAGGCCUGGAAGGAUGAAUGGAAGCAGCAGUUCCUGAACCAGGAAGACUCAUGUGUGGGGGCCAUUGCUGGUCAAGGGGCACGAACAGGUCUGGUGACCCUGCAAGGGAGGAGCCAGGAGCAAGCAUUCCCACUUCACCUUCCUCCAUUCAGUCUGCUGCCAAGUUCCCCACUGCCUGAGCCCAACUAGAAGCUGGAGGGAAGGAGGGCCUGUGGCUGCAGUCCAGGCAUGUAGGCCUCCUGGGAAAGGGAGAAUGGCAAAGACAGGCAGAGUGGAUCUGGAGGGGUCAACGGAAGACGGAACAUGUCCACUUCCAGGCCCGAGCUUCUCAGCCUGCCGUUUGCCACUCUCCAGCAUCUGGCCCAGCCUGUCCAUCCUCAUCUCUCUUCCUCCCUUACUCCGUGCUCCCAUCACUCGGAACCAUUUGCAUUUCUUUGUCUCAGCUAUAUUGUCUCACCUCUGAGUUUUUGCCCAUGAUGUUGGAUGCCAUGGAAUGCCAUAUCCUCCCCAUUAUCUCCCCCUUGUCUGGAUAAUUCCUACUCAUCCUACAAUACUGAUUUUAUCUGUGCAAAGAAGUCUUCCCCAGUGCCUCUGGUUGACAGGGGUUUCCUCUGGCUUCUCCAGACUUUCUGUUCCUCCACCACAGCCCUUAGCACCCUGGGGAGGAGGUGUUGCUGUCCAGGUAAAUGCUGCGCCAAUGCCCCUGCCUCUAGUGCACUCCCUCCAGCCUACCCACAAACAGGACCUGCAUCCUGUCUCACAAAUAAAACUGAACUCUUGAAA
Messenger RNA from Homo sapiens (human), 2723 nucleotides. RefSeq names its product monoacylglycerol O-acyltransferase 2 (gene MOGAT2). Bases 52 to 1056 code for a protein of 334 amino acids. Gene Ontology annotation, cellular component: endoplasmic reticulum membrane; perinuclear region of cytoplasm. The record is from RefSeq and is marked reviewed. The transcript is spliced from 6 exons. Gene Ontology annotation, molecular function: 2-acylglycerol O-acyltransferase activity; diacylglycerol O-acyltransferase activity; acetyltransferase activity. Lineage: Eukaryota; Metazoa; Chordata; Mammalia; Primates; Hominidae. Gene Ontology annotation, biological process: lipid biosynthetic process; triglyceride biosynthetic process.